Opisthorchis viverrini is the source of this 234-nucleotide messenger RNA. RefSeq lists its product as hypothetical. The record is from RefSeq and is a predicted model, not a curated record. Lineage: Eukaryota; Metazoa; Platyhelminthes; Trematoda; Opisthorchiida; Opisthorchiidae. The coding region runs from base 1 to 234 and encodes 77 amino acids. The transcript has a single exon.
AUGUCGAAAGUAGUCUCUAACAAUGGCUCGGAUUUCCAGAAACAGAGAGAGAAAACUGCACAACUGACAUGCACACUACUGAUGACCUUGGACAAUAUCUGCACAACAUCCAUAGAAUUUCCGCUGGAAUUGGAAAAAAUAACAGUUACACUUGUCAAACGAAUUAGCUUUGAUGCCCAACAACCGCGGAACGAUGAACGUACCGCCAAAAUGAGUCUACGUCGGAUAACAUAA